Molecule: messenger RNA, 2121 nt
Organism: Trichoderma gamsii
Lineage: Eukaryota; Fungi; Ascomycota; Sordariomycetes; Hypocreales; Hypocreaceae
Exons: 3
Coding region: 1-2121 (706 amino acids)
Source: RefSeq, a predicted model, not a curated record
AUGGCGGCCAGUCCUCCUCCUAUCAUUUCUGACUUACCGCAGAGCACGUCUCAAAGCCCGGUUGCGCCUCAAAUAAACAAGGCGCGUGGGGACAUCGCGUCGACAGCUUCGACCGCCGCAGCUCAGAUAGCGAGCCUUUCACCUCCGGCUACGAGCCCUGCGAGCCGGCAGCCAUCGAUGGCUGGAUCAAAUGCAAUAGGCAGCUCCCCACCAGCUACUACGCCUGGGGCUUCUUCGAUUGGAGCUGCCACGAAAGUAUCAGUGGAAGAUGCACUGGCACAGCGCCUCGUGCGCAGCGUGAGCGCUUCUACCAAUGCUAGCAACGGAGUGGUGGAUAACACGACGGAGCGAAGCGGUUCGCAUUACAGCCAGCCGCAGUAUGGCGUGUCACCAAAGCCCUCGAUGGCAUCGGUAGCCCCGACGGCCGGCCACAAUCACGGCGCUGCGAUGCCCUACCAGCGAGGACAGGAGCAUCAGAACGGGCCUCACGGAUUCUCUGCUCCGCCAAUAGCGAACCAGGACCAGGAAAAAUCCAGCGCGUAUGCGGCGCUUUGGGAGCUGGUGCGAAAGACGGAUGCGUCUGUGGUUCGACAAGUUGUCCGGGAGAACUGGCAAAAAUGUCUGACCGGAUCAGAUUACCACUCUACCUUUAUUAUAAACGCCACCAUCACUUGCUCCUCCCCUGCGGUCCUGAGCCGCACUCUCUUUGAUACCGGCAACAAAGUCGUCAAAACAUCAGGCCGUGAGAUCGCCCAGCAUUUUGGCACUGAGGAUCUUGAUCAGGUAGCAGACCUCCUUGGGCCUAAGCUUAGCGCACACUUUCAAGAUCGGGUGAUGGCUGCCCGUUUGGAGACCAUCGGCGCGCAAGACCUCAUCAAUGCUCUGUCCAGAGCUGAGCGUCUUGGCUACCAUGUCAACGACAUAGUCCAGAAGCAGCCUGGUCCAGGGGGCGAGACCGUUAUUCCUUCCAUGUCGGCAAUCCCUCCGGUGCCACCACACAACAGCCGUGUCGGUGCACCCCCACCUGCAAUGGCACCCUACCAAUUCCAAGGACCCCCGCAGCAGCCUCAGCCAUAUAGAGGCCAGAUGAACAGCAUGAGUCAUCUAGCAGCCCAAGGCUCUACUCAGACGCCAAAACGAUCUGCUCCAGCCUUGCCGCCAUGGGCAAAACAAUGCCGGAUGUGCAAGCGCCCUUGCAGCAGCGAGGAGGCUCUCAAUUAUCAUCUGAAAAAGGCCAAGUGCAAUACUUCAACCCCUCAUCCAAUUCCGGUGGAUGGGAAUACCUGUGUUCAUUGCGGCUGCCGUUUUGAAAGCCCCGGGGGCCUUUCAUAUCACUCUAAGUGCGACGUCUGCGGAAAACACAGCGAGGAAAAGAGAGCGCAAAUGACUGCAAUACUGCAAUAUGCUGCCUGGAGCCAGCCGGCUAGUUUACACGUAGCCACGCCUCCGGUAGCUAAUACAGUAUACACUCCCGUCUGGAAGCAAAGGGCGACUGGGCCUUCAUCGACCCCAAGUCCUUCCGGCAACGACCCAUAUGCAAAGCUUUCGGCGACGGAUCGAGUGAAGUUUGACGCGGAAAUGAAAGGGGUCGAUGAGUACUACGGUAAUCUGAUGAAGGAAGCUUCUGCAAAGUUGCCAGCUGGACAACGCGAGGAGGAACUCGCUAAGCUGAAAAACCGAUACAAUACCAAGCAGAGCAAUACUCGAAAGAAAUACGGAAUCCGGCUUCGCGAGAGGCGUGCCAAUACCGAUGUCGAUCGCUCCUGGAACACCAGCGCCGCAAAGAGGGCCCGCGUUGAUGAGGGACCGGCAGGCCCUCCUCAGCCUGUUCCUAAUCAAUCGCCUUUCCCCAGCGUCAAGGAAUCUCCACGAAUGAGAGUUCCUCUGUCUACAAUGGGAGGGCUGUCGGCAUCCUCGGCUACUGCAGAACUCGUUGAUCCCACAUCAUCUUCCACUCCAGUUAACGGCCAGUCUUCAGUACCAGCUACAGCUUCACACGGAAUUAACAAAGCCCCGCACAACACACUACGAGGAACAUCUGGCGACCCUAUGCAAAUCGAUAACAACGACUCUAGCAAUAGUACGGACUCAGAAGAUGUGGAUAUUCCGGCUAGAAUUUAA